AGACAUGCAUUCGUGGAACCUUCCUUGCGAGGACACCGGCAUGAAUUGACAGCUUCGGAGCAGCCGGAUGUCAGCGCGCCCCCUGCCUUAAUAUACUACGGAGUAUAUUACGGCGUAGAGCCACAUGGAGGCCAGAUUCUAGAAUGUGGAGGCCACAGCUGACCAUUCUUAUUAAUCUGAGCGGCUGUUGGCAAUUCCGGGGUUCAAUCUUCCCCCAAAUCCCCACACUGCACGCUGGCAGACGCUGUCCGUUUACCCGCCCCCAGGCUCAACGAAAUCCCGCAAUGAUGCAGCCAGCCAGUCAUGUCGCGUUUUCGUCCAGUCUGGGGUCUCUCCGGUCUCUCCGCGUUAUCCUAGUGAACUGGAGAAUCUCCGCCUCGACUGUCCAUCAAGAACGUUCUUCCCCGCUUACUAAAGACCAUGGAAGAGUCCUUAGCUCUGGCUCCAGUUUGCCACUAACCUACUCCAUACCCCAUCUCCGGACUUCCUCCCCAUUAGACGUACGGACUAUGCAACGGGAUUCACGACUAUCAACCCGGGGUCUGCGACUGGUCGUGUGACAUAAUGAUAUUAUCUCCAGCGUUGUCCUGUGGCUAGAAUAGUCGGCCUUGACGGGGCGGGACUAACUAACUGGGAUUGUUCUUUGUUGUCUAGUCCGAGAAACCAU
Aspergillus steynii IBT 23096 is the source of this 667-nucleotide messenger RNA. RefSeq lists its product as uncharacterized. The transcript has a single exon. Bases 144 to 560 code for a protein of 138 amino acids. The record is from RefSeq and is a predicted model, not a curated record. NCBI's taxonomy places the organism in Eukaryota, Fungi, Ascomycota, Eurotiomycetes, Eurotiales, Aspergillaceae.